CUAACUAUCAACUGAAAAUAAUUUCAUUCAGCCAAAUAAAUCACAUUAUAUAAAAAUUGAUGAAUACUAAAUCCUAGUAGCGAUAAGAAACUUUUCUAAUUUGAACGAUUUCCUUGAGAAAUGAGAUUUCAGUCGAAACUCGCUGAAGCACGUACAAAUUCAAAAGUCCUUUCGAAAACAUGUGAUAAAAUUGUAACAAUACAGAGAAAUUCAGCUGCAAUAAGUGAAGAGAAGCAACAGAAGCUAACGAAGCUGUUAGUGAAAGUGAAUUUACAGAACAGUGUGGGGCCAGUACAUGUCGUAAUGUCGCCGGAAAACACCGUCGGGGAGUUGAUGAAGUCUGCGAUUGAGAUUUACGUGAAGGAGAAGCGGCGGCCGUUGUUGCCUAGUAGCGAUUCUCGGUGUUACGAGCUUCAUUACUCACAGUUUAGUUUGGAGAGCUUAAAUCUAGAGGAGAAGUUGAUGAAUUUGGUGUCUCGAAGUUUCUUUCUAUGUCGAAAAUCAAACUGCCGUCUUAAUUCAUCAUUGAAAAACAAAACAAAGGGCACUGAGAAACUUCCAUUUAUCUUGGCGAAGUUCAUGGAUGUCUUGAUACAAAUUGUGACAAAUCUAAGUAGUAUUUGGCCAAAAUUUCACCCCCAAUGGCUUUAAUCAUAUAUUUAAACAAAUAAAAUUUACACUUAUUACUUCUCUUUUUGUUGUAAUUGAUUCUUCUUCUUUUUAGUUUUUGUGUGCAACUUACGUUUUUGGUUAAGUUGCACAAAAUGACUUAUCAAUGUUCGAUGGAGCUUUCAAUGUGAUUGAACUCUACUAGUAAAAGUUGAUGCAAUAUGUAUUCAUCACAAUUCACAAAUAUCUCAACAUUUUAUAUUUUGUAAGUUAAUUAAGCCCAAGUUUGCUCAAUAAAGAAAAUGUGUUAUUGAGAAUUGGUUUAA
This is a messenger RNA of Solanum pennellii, 935 nucleotides long. RefSeq lists its product as uncharacterized. NCBI's taxonomy places the organism in Eukaryota, Viridiplantae, Streptophyta, Magnoliopsida, Solanales, Solanaceae. The record is from RefSeq and is a predicted model, not a curated record. Bases 121 to 651 code for a protein of 176 amino acids. The transcript is spliced from 2 exons.